This is a messenger RNA of Manihot esculenta (cassava), 925 nucleotides long. Its product is annotated as MRN complex-interacting protein. The transcript has 4 exons. Gene Ontology annotation, biological process: mitotic G2 DNA damage checkpoint signaling. Bases 86 to 817 code for a protein of 243 amino acids. NCBI's taxonomy places the organism in Eukaryota, Viridiplantae, Streptophyta, Magnoliopsida, Malpighiales, Euphorbiaceae. Gene Ontology annotation, molecular function: chromatin binding. The record is from RefSeq and is a predicted model, not a curated record. Gene Ontology annotation, cellular component: nucleus.
AUUAAAUCUUCAGAAAUCAAAAUUUCACAAGAGCAGCCAUUGAAGAGAACCAAAAUCUGUCUCCAAUCCAUCCGUAAACUGCAAAAUGCCUUCUUCUUCUUCUUCUUCUUCUUCUUCUACCGUUUUCAUUGCUGUUCAGUGCUGCCAGUGCUCCACUAUGCAGGUGAAGCAGCAGAAGAAGAGCAGCAACAAGUGGACUUGUGUCGUCUGCAACCAAAAGCAAUCUGUUCGGAAAGUUUUUGCUCAAGGCUUCAUGGCUAAGGACCUCCGCAAGUUCGUCCAAUCCUUUAACAUGUCGCGCAAGUUCACCGACGACUGCCAACAAUACGAAUCCCUAACUCCGGUAACUUCAAAUUGUGAUUCUGGCCUUUUAGAUGAUCACCGGAGGAAGAGACGCUCCGAUUGGAGUGAAUACCUUGAUCCCGAGGAGUAUGGAAGCAAGGAGAAUGUGAGACCAGAAGAUGAAGGAGGAGAGUUUAAGAAACCCAAAUUGAGGAACCAAGCUUCCGUGUCUGCUAAUGGAGAUGGUGAUGGGGACUUGUACAAACCGGUUUUCUCAAAGAGGAAAAUCAAUCAAGAAAUCGUUUCUCAAGGAAAAGAAGAAAAGACAUAUCAGCUUGAGCAAAGAACAGUUCAACCAACAAUGGCAACAAAGGCGUCCAAAUGGAAUGCUUACAUAAGCAAUGGUGACAAUAACGUGAAAGUGGGAAGUGGGAGAAAUUUUGCAGGUGAUAUGGGUCAAUGUAGCCAUGAUAUUUUGGAGACUAUUUUGGAUGAUCAGAAGGUUGAAGAUGAUAUCCACCCAGAUUUCAUGUAGAUCUCUCAUUAACUGUUAUUUUUCCAUAUUGAUCGUGAGCCAAAAAUUACUAAACUUUAGACAUCUGACCUGCUUUCAAUCAGUAUGAGUAGUAGUUGAUCACCUUCA